GGCAUAGACCGCGUCGCAUUCACUUCUCAGUCGUCGUGGUCGACGGGUCGCAAGGGUUUCGUUCGAAAAGCGAAAAAUCGAAAAAAGCAGAGGCAGCGUUGCGCCUAUCGGGCAAACUUGUUUAAAGUGCCAUAAAAAGCCACAGAAAAGCAACAAAAACGCAAACAAAAAAUUGAAAUCAGAAAAGAAGCACCGCUGAGUAGACGCGACUAGCGCCGGGCUCCAAUAAUACAUAUAAAAAAUAUAAAAAAAAAAUAUUAUAAUUUAAAACAGGUACAAGCAUAAUUUUUCGUCGAGCGAGUGCAAGUGUGCUGAAAAAUGGCCUGAAUUUUGUUUUCAGGUCGCACAAAAUGCCUUAAAAUUGGAUAGCCCUUCUGCCAUUACAAAUCGGAGUUGCUGAACAAAUAGUCCACUGAAGAAUUUCAAAAUGAAUCGAUUCUACGGUAGCUGGCCCUGGCUAUUGUUGGCCCUGAUCGCCCUAAGCCGAGCAACUCCAGUUCCCAACCGGCCGCACAGCUGCAUAAGCUACCAGGACAUGGACAACUCAUUGAAUGACGACGAAACCGACUCGGACAACAGCGGAGAGCUGCAGGAACAGCAAAUCGAAUCCACUCCCAUGCCCAGUGAGCCACAUCGACGCACCUGCUCCGAGAGCUACACCUUUUGCUUCACCCUGUGGAACCAAACUCCCAACGGCACCAAGAUUGUGAAGCAGGGCUGCUGGAAGGACAACACGGAUCGCCAUUCCCUCUGCAGCCAGUCGGAGUGCAACAGCUCGGCGCCCACAUCCAGAUCCAGUACCCUGUACUUCUGCUGCUGCUUCGGGGACGUGUGCAAUGACCAGUAUUCCGUAGUGGAACCUUCGCCUCUGGAGCUGGGCUCCACGAAGCCGAUCACCAAUCGGGCCACGGCGAAGCAGCAACAGUCCUUCAUGGUCAGCACCAUGUUGGGCUUCAUUGGCGGCUUCACGGCCAUCAUGAUUGGCGUCUUUCUGGCCGUUCAGUAUUGCCGGGUGCCCAAGGAGAAAUCCGAGCCGGAGGAGUCACCACUAGCGCCCUCAGGUCCGGGCUACAGUUCCAAUCUCAGGAAUGUGGACAACAUGAAUCUGAUUGGCAUGCUGGGCAGUGGCAAGUACGGGACUGUGAUGAAGGGCCUGCUCCACGACGAGGAAGUGGCUGUCAAGAUCUAUCCCGAGGAGCAUCAUCAGUACUAUGUGAAUGAGAGGAACAUCUACGCGUUGCCUUUGAUGGAUUGUCCGGCAUUGUUGAGCUAUUUUGGUUAUGAUGAGCGAUGUACCAUGGAUGGCAGGAUGGAGUACCAGCUGGUGCUUUCGCUGGCUCCGCUGGGUUGCCUCCAGGAUUGGCUUAUUGCCAACACCCUGACCUUUAGCCAGUGCGGUGGAAUGCUACGAUCCAUCACCAGAGGCAUCUCUCAUCUGCACACCGAACUCCGCCUGGGGGAUCAGCACAAGCCCUGCGUCGCCCACCGCGACAUAAACACCCGGAAUAUCCUCGUUCAGGCGGACUUGACCUGUUGCAUUGCGGACUUUGGAUUCGCCUUGAAGGUGUUCGGCUCCAAGUAUGAGUACAAGGGCGAGGUGGCCAUGGCGGAGACGAAAUCUAUCAACGAAGUAGGCACUUUGCGGUACAUGGCACCCGAACUGCUGGAGGGAGCUGUGAACUUACGAGAUUGCGAAACGUCCCUGAAACAAAUGGAUGUCUACGCCCUGGGUCUUGUGCUCUGGGAGGUGUCCACCCGAUGCUCGGACUUUUAUGCUCCUGGCCAGGCCACGCCUCCGUACAAGGCGCCCUACGAACAGGAGGUUGGCUCUCAUCCCAGCUUCGAUCAAAUGCAGGCUCUGGUGGUGCGCCACAAGGCCCGCCCGCUAUUCCCCACUGGCUGGGGCGGUGGUGCAGCCGCCAAGGUGGUGCGCGACACUUGUGAAGACUGCUGGGACCACGAUGCGGAUGCCAGGUUGACGUCGCUGUGCGCCGAGGAACGGAUGCAGGAGAUGUCUGGGCUGAGACCACGGGCACAGCCACAGCCCGCUAGUCCCAUGUUGAAUACAAAUAAUCUGGUCACGCCCGUGAAUUCAGAGCAGUCUGUCAAUGUUAUAACCACAACGGCGGCUGCGGUGCACCACCAGAUGAGCUCGGAUACAGCCGGAUUGCUCCAGCCUCCGCCCAACCAACAGUUACCUGCAGCGGCUCUCGAGCGGGAGAAGAACCACCUGAGCUAUCCCCAGCAACAGCUACAGCCAUAUCAGGGCCGGAAUCCCUGCCAAGAAAGGAAUCUGGCUCCGAUGACGAUGCGAACGCCGCCUGUACUGGUGGAGAGGAGCAAGAAGCACAGUUUCCAGACGCAGCCGCAGGAGAACAGUCUGUCCUGCCUGGAGCAUGAUGUCAGUGUGGAGGAGCUGAUAGCCAGCCAUCACCAACAGCAGCAGAAGAACUCAAUCAUCGGCGGAGCAGGUAAUCCCAAUCCCAACCUGGGACAGGGAUUUCCCAAACAACAGAAUACGGAUCACAAGCUGAGAGGAUGGCACGGCGUUCGAGCUCUGAUUCACAAGAAACUCUUCCGCAAGGAGCACGCCGAGGAGCUGUGCCGCCAACUCCAAAUGGGCGAGGAGAAAUCCAACCUGGUGACGGCUCUGAGAAGGCCUAACAACCUGGACCUGAGUCCCCGGUUGGACAAACCCACGCCGCUACAGCUCAGGAGUGCGGAACAGCGGAGUGGAACCCCAGCUCACAUAGUGCCCCGUUCACUGUCCAGCAGUCUGAUAAAACACAUCAACGGCAGCACCAACAAUAACUCCAUCCAGAGUCACGGAAGCGAACUCCAGACGCUCACCCGGCCAGGUCCGAAGCGGAGACCCGGCCACCUGCGAACCAACUCCCUGAUGGCCACCACAGUCCACCAGGGUCCGCCCACGGAGCAGCAGAUGCGCCGUCAGCACAGCCUGGAGGUGUUCCGGGAGGUCUUCAGUGGUCGGGGGAGCAGCGAGCGUCUGAGGGAUCCCAGCGAAAGGGUCAAGACGCCGGGAGAUGUGCCGCCGUCCGUGAGGAAAGCGCGGGCCAGCAAGACACUCAGUUUGUACGACGACAGGAUGAUGGACUCAUCGCUGCUGAAUAUUCUCUAGCAUGAGGAGGUUCUGCUGCUGGAGCUAUAAGCAGCAGAACACAGUCCUGGACUCAUAUCUCAUCCUUCAUCGAAAACAUAUUCAACGAUAGCCAUAGGAGCAGAGGACUCGAACCGCUUCCUGGAAAAGUCUUCUCAUAAAAAAUGUAAUCAGAAGGGAAUUGGGUGACUCUUGGUUUUCUUCGAUUUCUAAUGAAGAAACAGAACAGACCCAAUAACAUUUAUUUUUCAAGCAAUGGCAUGGGAGUUCAAAGAUAUAUGUGUAUAUUUAGAUGCAUUUUCUCACCAAUCAUCCUAGCGUUUAGAGCGGCAAACAACCAAAGUCCUUAUAGGUUAGAAAUCAGACUAGAAUCGUACGUGUAUCAGUAUAUAGCAGGGAGUAUAUAUCUUCCUUUCACACACAUAUACAAAUAUAUAUAUAUAUAGAAGUAUAUAUUUUUUUGACUUGAACUUGAACUUGGACAAGAGCGAAACAGGUAGUAGUAUCUAUAUAGUUUGUAUAUGUACGGUUUUCACUCGAGUCGAGCUUAGGGUUGGACGUAGAAAGAGGAGCGAACUAAGACAGAAGAUGGGGCUUGGUCGGACCACAUUUUUAGAGCCAUAUAUAUACAUUAAUUAUGAUCCCCAUAUACUAUGUAAACACCGUAAU
This is a messenger RNA of Drosophila ananassae, 3787 nucleotides long. RefSeq names its product bone morphogenetic protein receptor type-2 (gene wit). Bases 428 to 3139 code for a protein of 903 amino acids. Gene Ontology annotation, biological process: BMP signaling pathway; protein phosphorylation; cellular response to growth factor stimulus. Lineage: Eukaryota; Metazoa; Arthropoda; Insecta; Diptera; Drosophilidae. The transcript has 5 exons. Gene Ontology annotation, cellular component: signaling receptor complex; plasma membrane. Gene Ontology annotation, molecular function: transforming growth factor beta receptor activity; ATP binding. The record is from RefSeq and is a predicted model, not a curated record.